AUGAAAGCUGAUGGGCUGGUUGCAAUGAGCACGGUUGCAGGAUCGUUUCUCCGUUCCAAGAUGGCUACUCCUGCUCCGGCUUUGAAGUCAAGGUUCUUUAGAGGGCACCGAGCAGCAUAUGGUGGUGCUGUAAAUAUUGCCGUAGAUAGGGACGAAAGGAGAGAACAUGGAUUAGGAACAAAAUCCGGACCUCUUCUGUCUACAGCUGCUUACUGUGUUUCUUCCUGCAGCAUGAUUCUUCUAAAGAAAGUUGUUCUGUCAAGUUAUAAUUUCAAAGUUGGAAUAUCAUUGAUGUUUUAUCAAAUCAAGUGGAGUGCGUUUGCUGCAAAUUUCUCGUCUUCACUUCCAGCAAGUCGUCAAGNUGUUGGACAAUUAAGAGAGGUGUCAAAUAAAACACACAAUGCAGAAUUGAAGUUGUUCUUGGAAAUAGAGUUUGGGCUGGAUUUACGACCUAUUCCUCCACCUGACAAAUCUAAAGAAGACAUUCUGCUUUUCUUCAAGCUUUAUGAUCCUGAGAAAGGGGAACUCCGAUAUGUUGGUAGGCUCUUCGUCAAGAGUUCCACUAAGCCAAUGGAAAUUUUAGGGAAGCUGAAUAAAAUGGCUGGUUUUAAUCCAGAUGAAGAAAUAGAACUGUAUGAGGAAAUUAAAUUUGAUCCUUGUGUUAUGUGUGAACACCUUGAUAAGAGGACAUCUUUCCGGUUAAGUCAGAUUGAAGAUGGGGAUAUCAUUUGCUUCCAAAAAUCUCCUCCCCUUGAAAGUGAAGGAGAAUGUCGAUAUCCAGAUGUGCCUUCAUUUUUGGAAUAUGUGCAUAAUCGGCAGAUUGUUCGUUUUCGAUCGCUGGAUAGGCCCAAAGAGGAUGAUUUUUGUCUAGAGUNAAGGCUGUGUAAAUAG
Molecule: messenger RNA, 891 nt
Organism: Pistacia vera
Lineage: Eukaryota; Viridiplantae; Streptophyta; Magnoliopsida; Sapindales; Anacardiaceae
Product: ubiquitin carboxyl-terminal hydrolase 12-like
Exons: 10
Coding region: 1-891 (296 amino acids)
Source: RefSeq, a predicted model, not a curated record